AUCUGCUGGCGGUACGGCGGCCGCGAGGGCACAUAAACAGUCAAUCUCCGGAGCGGCCUAGCGCGACUCAACCGAGCCUUGGAGCAGAGUGCCAGGAGGAACCGGGGACUGAGCGAACAUGAGUGCCUGGAGGGAAGGGGAGCUGUGUGACUCCCUGCUGACAUGGAUGCAGACAUUUCAAGUCUCUGGUCCCUGCAGCUCAUAUGAGGACCUGACUGGGGGCGUUGCGAUUUCUCAGGUUCUCCAUGUCAUAGACUCGACCUGGUUUAAUGAUGCCUGGCUCAUGAGGAUCAAGAAGGACACUGGGGAGAACUGGAGACUAAAGGUCAGUAAUCUCAAGAGAAUCUUACAGAGUGUGCUGGAAUACUAUCAGGAUGUACUGGGACAUCCUGUUUCCGAAGAUCAUAUCCCUGAUGUUGGCCUUAUAGGCGAAUUCUCAAAUGUUGCUGAACUGCGCAAAAUGGUGCAGCUGGUGCUAGGCUGUGCUAUCAGCUGUGAUAAGAAGGAAGAACACAUCCAGCAGAUAAUGACUUUGGGAGAGUCUGUCCAGCAGGCAGUCAUGGAAUCCAUACAGGAGCUUCUGAGCAAGGAUCCUCCUGACACAGUUACUGGUGACACUUAUGUCAACUAUGACAGCCAGUCCCGUAAAUACUACUUUAUCAGUGAAGACACGGAUGAAAAAAAUGAGAUAUUGCAGCGGUGCCAUGACCUUGAACAGCAGGUCUCUCUGCUCCUGGAAGAGAAGAAAGGUCUGGUGACUGAAAACCGAGCCUUGCGAGAUCAACAGGACCACUCUGAGGGAGGCAUGGGCACCUCCAAUAUGUUCAACAAGAAGAUGCUCCUGUUACAAACUCAGAUCGAGCAGCUGCAGGAGGAGAACUACAGACUAGAGAGCGCAAGGGAUGACUACCGACAGCGGUGUGACGAGCUGGACAGGGAGGUGCAGGAAUUACAUCAACGUAACCUAGAUCUGACUGGUCUGGCACACGAGGCCCAAGCACUGAGGGAUGAGAUGGAUGUCCUGAGACACUCCUCAGACAGAGUAGGCAAAUUAGAGACCCUGGUGGAGUCAUACAAGAAAAAACUGGAAGAUUUGGGAGACCUGAGGCGACAAGUGAAGCUCCUCGAGGAACGGAAUACCGUCUACAUGCAGCGGACAUGCCAGCUUGAGGAUGAGCUUCACAAAGCACAUGCAUCCCGAGCCCAGGUGGAGACCCUCAAUCGGCAGAACCAAGAAUUGCAGAAGAAGCACUCGGCUGAAUCUAUGAGAGCCGAGAAGUGGCAGUUCGAGUUCAUGACUCUGAGAGAAAAGUUUGAGGCUUUGCAGAAAGAGCGAGAGCGGCUUCUCAUAGAGCGUGAUUCUUUGCGAGAGACCAAUGAUGAAUUACGCUGCUCCCACCUACAGCAGUCAUGUCUGGUGCAGUCAGAUGCCAUGCUCUCUGGACCCUCUCCUCCGUUGGAGAAUUUGGCGGCUGAGAUCCUGCCUGCAGAACUCAAGGAGUCCGUAGUCCGUUUGCAACAGGAGAACAAGAUGUUGUGUGUCCAGGAGGCCACUUAUCAGGAACGCUUGUGUGAGCUAGAGAACCUGCUGGAAGAAUCAAACCGCAGCAAGAACCGACUUGAAAGUGAAAACCGACUGAAUCAGCAGCAGAUCCUGGAGCUCCGGGCCCUGAUUGAAGAGCUCCAGAGACGGCUCCAGGAGCACGGAAAUCGAGAAGAAGAUUCAUCAAUACUAAAAAGGAAGCUGGACGAACACCUCGAGAUGCUACACGAAGCUCACUCGGAACUCCAGAAAAAAAGGGAAUAUAUUGAAACAUUGGAGCCUAAAGCUGAUUUGAACAUGUCUCGUAAGGUGGAUGAGCUGCAGCAGAUCUUACGCCAGAAGGAGGAAGAUAUGAGAGUGAUGGAGGAGAGAUACAAGCGCUAUGUAGAUAAAGCUAGAACGGUUAUUAAGACUCUGGACCCCAAACAGCAAAAUUAUAUCCCACCAGAGAUCCAAGCUUUGAAAAACCAGCUUCAUGAAAAGGACACUAGAAUCCGCCACCUCGAGAAGGACUUUGAAAAGACAAAAUCUCAACGGGACCAAGAGGAGAAGCUGAUCAUUAGCGCUUGGUACAACAUGGGGAUGAGCCUACAGCAAAAAGUGGUGGACGAGAGGACCAGCGCUCCCAGUGGUCCCCAGUCUUUCCUGGCACAACAGCGAUUGACUACUAAUGCUCGGCGUGGACUCAUCUCUCGUUCUCACUCCCAUCUCCCCAGAUACAUCAACUCAGACAAGCAGUUAAACCUGUCCUGACCCAAGCACCACCAGCGCGCCGGAGAGCUGGCCAGGGAGAUCUAGAAGCAGUUUGUGAAACUGGGCUGCUUUUUUGACACAAAGAAGGGCGAUGGGAAUUUGGUGUCAUAUAAGCUAUAUCAUGCUAUUAACAAGGCAGUCUCACCGGAGAGCUAAGUGACCUGAUGAAGAAACUAGACAGUCAUUAUCGAUAUACACGCCUUAUCUUCAUCUGGUCACAUCCCUAGUGGGGCUGUCUACAAAAUGUACUUACCCUUAAAUGGGGUCUCUGCCUUUAAAUAGUGCUGCCUCUUUCACCUUUUUGUAAAAAUCCUCUCACCCUUCCCCGAACACUCCUUCACCUUUUCUAUGUAGACCAGAUAGGGCCAACAGGUAUAUCUCUGCCGUUUGGAGAAUGCACACUCGUGAUGCUUCAGCCAGUCAGCAUUGUGAAGUUCCCCGACCACUGAAAACAUACCUGCUUGGCACUCUGAUCUAUAGACAAUCGGUAGUCUUAUGUCACGUAAUGUCAUCUCCCCUUUGUUAAAGAAAUAUUUUAUUUUAUAUUCACCAGUCUGGUCCUAAAACGAACGUUACCCUCACCGUCCAUCCCUAGAUAAUGGAUACAUACAGUUCCAUUUACAUUUUGAAUGUUUCAGACAAAUUCUACUUUUUUUUUUUUUUUUUUUAGUUCAAAGUAUUUUUAAUGUAGUUAUUUUUUACUUUUAUUACCUGCACUACAUACUCACAGUUUACUGUUAUGAGUUCUCCGAUAUGAUAUGCCAUUUGUUAAUUUAACCCUGAAAAGAAUGCUGCAGGGAGCAAAUCCGACCCAAUAUCCAAAUCAAUCGAUUGAUAAUUACAAUCAUUUCCUUUUCCUGUCUAAUAAUAAUAUUAGAAACUAGCUAAUAAUCCCUGUUGUUAGUUAGGAGCACACCAAAGAUUUUUCCCAGAGCCUACAUCACCUCUCCCCUUUUAUCGUCCGAAGACUGAGCAGUCUCUGUGACAAUGGAAAAUGUUUUUAUGUACAUUAUGUCCUGUAAUUUAUUAGCCUUCCGUCUCUCUCCUUGUCCGGAAUAUUUUAUUGUUGUUUUUAACUCCUUAGCUUUGUAGUGUGGAGAAGAGUCGGGUAGCAAUUAAAGAUGAUCCACUUCUUCACAGGACAGUAGGGGGGGGGGAGAUAUUACUGCCAUGCAUCAUCACCCAUAAUUCUUUGUUCUAUAAUUUUUUUUUUGUGAGUAGCUAGUAGAGUAACAGAGAAUUCUCUCUGCAUUAUGGUCCUAUAACAACCGCCUUGAUGCAAGAGAUAAAAGCACUUCCCUGUUACUUUAAAUAGUGUGCAUUGCCCUCUCCUCCAUAUCUCUCUUCUUUUAACCCUCUUAGUGUGUUUUUUCGUUUUAUUUUUUUAUAAUAUCUUAGGACUCUACCCAUCUGCGAACACAUCCUUUGCUUCAAAUUUUUAUCGAGGCCUUCCGUCGUAUAUUCAGUUCUGUAAAAUCUGCCCAGGUCACCCUUGUCUUGUGUGUAAACAGUACCGUUUUUACAGUGAAGUGGCUUGUAUCAUGCAUCUUUUUGGGAGACUGGAGAACCGUUUUGGAUUUCGUUUUUAACUUCGUCAUAGUAUUCCUGGGUGCCCAUUCUUGGCUUCUCAUGCCGCUGUUUGGUUUCCCAGAAUUUUCUGGCAGAGCAUUCUGGGAAUUGUUGUCCGGUGGCAGGCCAAUGUUGGGUAAAGCUGAUCUCACAAUGAGCCAUUCUUAUGAACUGCUGCACAAUAUUGUUUUAUUACAACAUUCUGUGAGAAAUCUCUAUGUAAAUACAAUCUCAUGGUACUAGUGAAAUAUUGAUGGUAUCUGCACGACUUUGGUCACAACCCUGUAUGUUUUGGGUCUGCACAUCUUUGGUAUUAUGGGGAACAGAAAGAGAGAAGACUAUACCCGUUCUAGCUGCUAUUAAUCCUCCAUCUUUAAUGUUACAGGUUAUACUCUUGUCUACUUUUAUACACUACACUACAAAAUAAAGUUUUACUUCUCUUUUUAAA
Messenger RNA from Pelobates fuscus (common spadefoot toad), 4313 nucleotides. RefSeq names its product hook microtubule tethering protein 2 (gene HOOK2). NCBI's taxonomy places the organism in Eukaryota, Metazoa, Chordata, Amphibia, Anura, Pelobatidae. Gene Ontology annotation, molecular function: microtubule binding; dynein light intermediate chain binding. The transcript has 22 exons. Gene Ontology annotation, cellular component: cytoplasm; centrosome. Bases 119 to 2296 code for a protein of 725 amino acids. Gene Ontology annotation, biological process: cytoplasmic microtubule organization; cytoskeleton-dependent intracellular transport. The record is from RefSeq and is a predicted model, not a curated record.